GUGGAGUGUAUAGAGGAACACAGGGGUCUGUACAAGGACUUGAUGAUGGAGAAUCACCGGCCCCACACAUCACUGGGUAAGGGGAGACUGUCAUGUAUUGUACAGGGGAGAGCAGAAGGACCCAGUAACAGAGAUACCCCAGAGAGAUGUCCCCGUCCUCUGUAUUCCCAGGACUGUACAGAGGAGAAUCACAGGAUCCCACAGGAGGAUCAGGGUGAAGCCCAAUUAAAUAAUAUUAAAAUCAAAGAUACAGAGGGAGAAGAAGAGACAUAUGUGACUGAUACAAAGGCAGAAGAUACAGAGGGAGAAGAAGAGACGUAUGUGACUGAUAUAAAGGCAGAAGAUAUAGAUGGAGAAGAAGAGACGUAUGUGACUGAUAUAAAGGCAGAAGAUAUAGAGGGAGAAGAAAAGACGUAUGUGACUGAUAUAACGGCAGAAGAUAUAGAUGGAGAAGAAGAGACGUAUGUGACUGAUAUAAAGGCAGAAGAUAUAGAGGGAGAAGAAGAGACGUAUGUGACUGAUAUAAAGGCAGAAGAUACAGAGGGAGAAGAAGAGACGUAUGUGACUGAUAUAAAGGCAGAAGAUAUAGGGGGAGAAGAAGAGACGUAUGUGACUGAUAUAAAGGCAGAAGAUAUAGGGGGAGAAGAAGAGACGUAUGUGACUGAUAUAAAGGCAGAAGAUACAGAAGGAGAAGAAGAGACGUAUGUGACUGAUAUAAAGGCAGAAGAUAUAGAGGGAGAAGAAGAGAUGUAUGUGACUGAUAUAAAGGCAGAAGAUAUAGAGGGAGAAGAAGAGACGUAUGUGACUGAUAUGAAGGCAGAAGAUACAGAGGGAGAAGAAGAGACGUAUGUGACUGAUAAAAAGGCAGAAGAUAUAGAUGGAGAAGAGGAGACGUAUGUGACUGAUAUAAAAGCAGAAGAUACAGAGGGAGAAGAAGAGACGUAUGUGACUGAUAUAAAGGCAGAAGAUAUAGAGGGAGAAGAAGAGACGUAUGUGACUGAUAUAAAGGCAGAAGAUAUAGAGGGAGAAGAAGAGACGUAUGUGACUGAUAUAAAGGCAGAAGAUAUAGAGGGAGAAGAAGAGACAUAUGUGACUGAUAUAAAGGCAGAAGCUAUAGAGGGAGAAGAAGAGACGUAUGUGACUGAUAUGAAGGCAGAAGAUAUUGCGGGAGAAGAAGAAACGUAUGUGACUGAUAUGAAGGCAGAAGAUACAGAGCGAGAAGAAGAGACGUAUGUGACCGAUAUAAAGACAGAAGAUAUAGAGGGAGAAGAAGAGACGUAUGUGACUGAUAUAAAGGCAGAAGAUACAGAGGGAGAAGAAGAGACGUAUGUGACUGAUAUAGAGACAGAAGAUACUAAGGAAGAAGAAGAGACGUAUCUGAAGGGUGAUCAGCAGUGUAAGGAGGAGGAGAUCCCUACAGAUAUCAGCACAGAUGGACACACAAGCAGGAAUAUCUCAGAAGGACAUCUAAUGUUAUCCCCGGAUUGUGACAUAAAAGAUAAUGACAGUAUACAGGAUUCUCCAGGAGAUAACCCCAUUACCCCAAUGAUACAUCCAGCUCUAUCAGCUGGUCCUUCUGAUCCUGGGAAGUGUUCUCCUGAUCACUCUGAUAUUGGUGCAUCUGUUACAGCUCUGAGAGUAGAUACAGUGAUUCCCUGUUCUAUAGAUGCCAAAUGUUUUACACAGAACACAAAGCGUAUUAACCCACACACAGGUAAGGAAGGUGAGAGGCCACUGAUAUGUUCAGAGUGUGGGAAAUCUUUUGCAUGGAAAUCACAUCUUGUUAGACAUCAGAGAAGUCACACAGGCGAGAGGCCAUUUUCUUGCUCUGAGUGUGGGAAAUGUUUUGCACACAAAUCACAACUUGUUAGACAUCAGCGAAGUCACACAGGUGAGAGGCCAUUUCCAUGUUCUGAGUGUGGGAAAUGUUUUGUAAGUAAAUCACAUCUUAUUAAUCAUGAGAGAAGUCACACAGGUGAGAGGCCAUUUUCUUGCUCUGAGUGUGGGAAAUGUUUUGCACUCAAAUUAGAUCUAGUUAGACAUCAGAGAAGUCACACAGGUGAGAAGCCAUUUUUUUGCUCUGAGUGUGGGAAAUGUUUUGCACUCAAAUCAGUUCUUGUUAGACAUCAGAGAAGUCACACAGGUGAGAAGCCAUUUUCUUGCUCGGAGUGUGGGAAAUGUUUUGCACAGAAAUCACAUCUUAUUAAUCAUGAGAGAAGUCACACAGGUGAGAAGCCAUUUUCUUGCUCGGAGUGUGGGAAAUGUUUUGCACAGAAAUCACAUCUUGUUAUACAUCAGAAAAGUCACACAGGUGAGAAUCCAUUUUCUUGCUCUGAGUGUGGGAAAUGUUGUCUAACAAGAUGUGAUUUACUUACACAUCACAGAAGUCACACAGGUGAGAAGCCAUUUCCAUACUCUGAGAAAUAAAUCAUCUCUUGUUGCACACAAUAGACAUCACUCAGGUGAGGAACCAUUUUAAUCUUCUGGAGUAUACUUAUCAUUGCCAUGCGUUGUUCUUCAAGGUUCUUAUCCUAUCCUAUGCUUUUUGCAAUAUACAUGCUACCGGUGGGUGAAAUAAUCUUCACACCACGUACAGCAAUAUAUGCUUUAUGGCAGGCAUGUCCAAACUGCGGCCCUCCAGCUGUUGAGAAACUACACAUCCCAGCAUGCCCUGACACAGCUUUAGCAUUCUCUGACAGCAAAACUGUGUCUGGGCAUGCUGGGAUAUGUAGUUUCACAACAGCUGGAGGGCCGCAGUUUGGAUAUGCCUGCUUUAUGGGGUGCUAGGCUGUGUGCACAUAGCAUAUGAGCAGCAACCACAAUUUGGGACAGCACCUUUAAGCGUAUUUUCUUCUAAAACACACUUACGGGACAUAUUAUGAAAGAUCUAUUUCUGGAAAUAGUUAUCAUGGUAACACAUGCCAGGUGAUUUUUAAUGGUUGUUGAAAUUAGGAAAAAUGUUAGAUGACAUGUAUACGUGAAUUUUACAUAGUGAAAGUAGUUUGUUAAAAAAUAAUAAUAUUUUGUCUUGAAUAAAACCAGAUGGUUAUUUAUUA
Messenger RNA from Pseudophryne corroboree (corroboree frog), 3056 nucleotides. RefSeq names its product zinc finger protein 250-like. The transcript is spliced from 4 exons. Gene Ontology annotation, biological process: regulation of transcription by RNA polymerase II. The record is from RefSeq and is a predicted model, not a curated record. NCBI's taxonomy places the organism in Eukaryota, Metazoa, Chordata, Amphibia, Anura, Myobatrachidae. Gene Ontology annotation, molecular function: DNA-binding transcription factor activity, RNA polymerase II-specific; RNA polymerase II cis-regulatory region sequence-specific DNA binding. The coding region runs from base 43 to 2427 and encodes 794 amino acids.